GCUCUCUCCCCAACUGAGAGAGAGCAGAGGAUAAGGAGCUCGCCGCUCCCUCCCGAGGGGAGGGAAACCGCCCAAAUCAAACCCCGCGCGUCGCGAGCAGCAGCAAAUGGCGUGCGUUGCCGCGCUCCUCGCCUCCCCGGCGCUCCUCCCCUUCCCCUCCACCGCCUCGGCCUCCUGCUCGUGCCGCCUCCGCCCCCGCCCCGCCGUCGUCGCCCGCGCGCCGCGCCAGCAGCCGCGAGGGCGGCGCGCGCUCCGGCGCUUCGAUGAGGUGGAGGGGGUGUCGAAGAAGCGGCGUGGCAUCGGAGGAGGAGCCGGCGGCGCUGCGGGGUCGCAGGCGUCGUCGUCGCGCAGGGACAGGGGGCUCGCCGUCGACUUCAAGGAGUCGCAGGUUGCUGAGUUUGAAGAUAUUGAAGAGGACAAAUUCCUUAAUGCUGUUGUCAAGGUCUAUUGCACUCAUAUCGCACCCGAUUAUGGUCUGCCUUGGCAAAAGCAAAGGCAACAUUCAAGCAGUGGGAGUGCUUUUAUGAUUGGUGAUGGCAAACUCUUGACGAAUGCACAUUGCGUUGAGCAUGACACCCAGGUAAAAGUAAAGAGAAGAGGAGAUGACAAGAAGUAUAUUGCCAAGGUUUUAGCUAGGGGUAUUGAAUGUGACCUUGCAUUACUGUCUGUUGAGAAUGAAGAGUUUUGGAAAGGAACAGAGGCACUUUCUUUUGGGCGUUUGCCAUGCCUUCAGGACUCAGUAACUGUUGUGGGAUAUCCUCUUGGUGGAGACACAAUAUCUGUAACAAAAGGCGUUGUAUCGCGCAUUGAGGUCACUCCAUAUGCACAUGGGACAUCAGACCUUCUUGGCAUUCAAAUUGAUGCAGCCAUAAAUCCAGGAAACAGUGGUGGACCAGCCUUUAAUGAACAAGGGGAGUGCAUUGGUGUGGCAUUUCAGGUGUACAGGUCAGACGAAGCUGAAAAUAUUGGAUAUGUUAUUCCAACUACAGUAGUAUCCCAUUUUUUAAAUGACUAUCAGAAAAAUGGAAAGUACACAGGAUUUCCUUGCUUGGGUGUCUUACUUCAGAAAUUGGAAAAUCCGGCAUUGCGUGAAAGCUUAAAAGUACCUUCAAGUGAGGGUGUUCUUGUUCGUCGGGUUGAGCCUACUGCUCCAGCAAGCACUGUUUUGCGAAAGGGAGAUGUAAUAGUUAGCUUUGAUGGUAUCGCAGUAGGAUGUGAAGCAACAGUACCUUUUCGGUCCACGGAGCGGAUUGCUUUCCGCUAUCUCACAAGCCAAAAGUAUGCAGGUGAUAUUGCUCAGCUAGGAAUCAUUCGGGAUGGCAAUUCCAUGAAAGUCCAAACUAUUUUACAGCCAAGAAAACAUUUAGUGCCGUUUCAUGUCGAAGGGGGCCAGCCUUCUUAUCUGAUAGUUGCCGGCCUUGUAUUCACACCUUUAACAGAACCAUUUAUAGAGGAGGAGUGUGAAGAUACACUUGGGUUGAAAUUGUUGGCAAAAGCGCGUUACUCUCUUGCAACCUUUGAAGGGGAGCAAAUUGUUAUUGUAUCACAGGUUCUGGCACACGAGGUCAACAUCGGGUAUGAGCACAUGGGCAAUCAACAAGUCAUAAAAUUAAAUGGAACUGCGGUAAAGAACAUCCACCACCUUGCUCAUCUAGUGGACACUUGUCAAGACAAGUUCCUGACGUUCGAAUUCGAAGACGACUUCCUCGUUGUUUUGCAUCGGGAAGAAGCGGCCGCUGCAUCAUCAGACAUUCUCAAGGAACAUGCCAUCCCCUCCGUACGGUCAUCUGAUCUAUCAGAACCAUAUGUAGAAGCAAAGAAUGAGGUCCAAAAAACAAGUGAAGAUUUCGGCGAAAGUCCCGUGACAAACUUCGAAAUGGGAAUCGAUUGUCUCUUGUGGGCAUGACCGUUCUCUUUUAAUGGAUGAGACACUGGGAACGAAGUUUCCGUUGAAGCUGCAGACCAGAGAAGUGCGAGCAUCUUCCGGUGAACACCGGCUGCCGGAUCACAACUACUUCUCUCAUUGUGCGGGCGCACACGUCCCGUCGCGGCAAAGCCGAGCCAUGUUGUAUGUUAGCAUAGAUAGAAUUCAGAGUCAUGUUGUACACUAGGAGCCAUAGAGUGAUUUAUUCAUCUUCAUUUUUAGGGGGUUUAUAGGAACUGGGAAAGGGCCGUACAAUUUGGCCGUGAGCAAUCAUGUAUAUUUCGGACACAUCGUCCAGAAAUUUUGUUGGUUUACUCCUGUUUUUGUGCUACCCCCAACUGAUGGCAGAACAAAGCAACUCCGCAUGAUGGCAGGAUGUUAUUCUUC
This is a messenger RNA of Panicum hallii, 2311 nucleotides long. Its product is annotated as protease Do-like 2, chloroplastic. The record is from RefSeq and is a predicted model, not a curated record. Gene Ontology annotation, molecular function: serine-type endopeptidase activity; protein binding. Gene Ontology annotation, biological process: proteolysis. NCBI's taxonomy places the organism in Eukaryota, Viridiplantae, Streptophyta, Magnoliopsida, Poales, Poaceae. The coding region runs from base 107 to 1906 and encodes 599 amino acids. The transcript has 21 exons.